UAUAUAAAGUGGGUGUUGCGGAUGCCUCAUGCGUGGAGCUUUAUUCAACAAAGCCAAGGGUUGACACGUGGUCAAGCGAGAGGUGUUCAAGUGGAAUGCACCACGUGGCUGUCGCACAAGACCUGUCCAACUAAGCUGGGAAUCACCCCUGGCCAAGGCUAAGGUUUCAAGAGCACGGGUGGCCCUCUUCCCCGGAUUAUCUGAUGUUCAGAUUAUAAGACCAGGAGGAGACGUUUUCCAUGUUUGGAUUGUGAUUAAAGUAUUGAUUGUACAACAAUAUUUUUUUAGUGUUUAAUCUAUGUUUCAAUUUCUGAGGGAGAAAGACUUGCACAGUUCACGAUUGUAGAGAAACUUAAUAUUUUUGUGAGAUUGCAUGGCGACGUCUCUGCUGCGCCGUUCUGUUGCUGGCGCCAAUUGUUAUGAUUAUCAGACCAUGUUGCCCGAUGUAGCUGCCUCAACGCGGCCUCGGUCUUUAGGAAACCAAGGAUAUGCAUUUCCACACAAUGCUGGUCGCUCAGAACUGUAUAAAUAUCAGUCAAGUACCUGUAUACCGCCUGCAACUUCUGGUUUGCGGCGAAAGGAGAUGCGGAGCUGGGGUUCAAUUCAGUUCGACCCUCUUCGUCAUACCGUGACAAAGCAAAUUUCCCAGAGGAAACUGUCGAGAGGGAAGGGUUUGGCAUUUGCUGCCGCUUCAGAGAGUUCUGGUGACAGCUCGAAGAAUGGAAAAGGAAGGCAAAGGACACGUGCUAAGGAAGAUGUAGCAACUGUACGAGAGAAGAUAAGCAAUUACGUCGAGAAGAAAUCAGGGUACUUCUGGCUUGGUGGACCGAUCGUGGCCACUGCAGCAGUUUUCAUUCCCCCUGCCAUUGUUCCGAUGGUUCAACUCCUGCAGAAUAAUUUUUGGGCUGGACUUUUCAGCACUUUCGGUCUCGACAUACUCUUCGUCUUGGCAGCGGACUUGUUCUUCGUGUUGGCGGAUAAAGCUGGUCAUCAUCAAUCAAUAUCCGGUGGACCUUCACCAUGGGUUGGUCCAUGGGAGCAAAUAGGUUACCCAAAGGGUGAGCCUGUUCUCACGAAGCUAGUCGCUUACGCCGGAGUGGCGCUUGGUGUCCUUGGGAUUGUGAUAUCCUUCUUCAUUGGAAAAUUGGCAGUGGGCCUGCCAGCUUUUGCUUCCUACCUGGCCUUGAUCUUCGCUCAGGUUGCAUACGAGAGACUGCUCAGCAAUGACAAGGUGCCAGUGUAUCCCCUCGUCCCCAUUUUGUACACAGUGUACAGGUUUAAACAACUUGCAAGGGCCACUGAGCUUGUAGCAGUCAUGGGAGGGGGAGCUCCUUUGCUCUUCAUAGUGAAGGCUCUUACGGUUGUCUGGACGUUCUAUCUGGGCAUAACAGUGUCCCAGCUCCCCUGGUUAUACUCAACAUGGAAUUCCAACAAAGCCACGUAGAAUUCCAGCAAAGCACUGUCUCUGCAACCACCAUGGCUCCGGUGUAACCGAAAACGCAAGUCGUCCAGAUUUCGUGACGUUCUUGAGCGCUCAGAAAAUUGUCGCACCUUUGCUUCUGUUUCCCACAGCGUCGUCUACUUCCACUUGUAGACCUUCCAUUUUCUUCUGUUUUCUAUAGACUCUACACCAGAUCUAUGCGUUUUUGGUAUCACCCCUGAGUGGUAGCCUUUCAGUAUUGUUGAUCUUUGAGCCUGUGCAACAUUGGGCUCCAUUUUAUUCAUCAACUUUUCCUUCUACUGAAAUCCUUCAUCCAAGAACAAGCGUUUAGGUUCUGAUAGCUAGCAAGUUCUGAAACAUACCUUCUUUUCUUCUUUGAGAAGGGCACUAUACCUGACACUACAGAUUUGUAUGAUGUGCCCAUGUAACCAUCCCAGUAUCACUAAUUUGGAUUUUGAUCCAAUCUUGAUAGUAAAACAAAAUUCUUAACCAAAGCUGCUUUGUUGCAAGUGUUUUUUUUACACUGCUUAAAUGGUAGUGGCACUUGGCAACGCCAUUGGAAGAAGAAUGAAACUGCUGCUGGCGUUGCCUCAUCGACAAUUAAUUAGCCUUGUUGUCAACGGGAGCUGGUGCAAGCUUUAUUUAAGUUUGAAUUAUUUUCUAGAGAACAAAUAUCAGGCUUCCACAUAUGGAUCCAUUUGAUAGAUCAACUUAAUACAUGAAAAAACCUUUUGACCUUAAAA
Physcomitrium patens is the source of this 2184-nucleotide messenger RNA. RefSeq lists its product as uncharacterized. NCBI's taxonomy places the organism in Eukaryota, Viridiplantae, Streptophyta, Bryopsida, Funariales, Funariaceae. The record is from RefSeq and is a predicted model, not a curated record.